AUGGUUGGACUUCAACGUGUGCUUGCCAUGCCCAAAUGCUUCGAGGACACGGACCCAUACUACUACAGGGAGCGCCUCACCAUGCCCAAGCUGCUCGUCAGUGCCGCCAACGAUGAAGUGCUGGCUCUGGAUGACACGUACAUCUGGCGGAACGACAUGCCCGAGCCAAAGCUGCUCUCCCCAACCGGCCCUUCUCCCCAACCUGCCGUUCUCCCCAACCUGCCUUUCUCCCCAACCUGCCAUUCUCCCCAACCUAUCAUUCUCCCCAACCUGCCAUUCUCCCCAACCUGUCAUUCUCCCCAACCUGUCAUUCUCCCCAACCUGCCAUUCUUCCCAACCUGGCAUUCUCCCCAACCUGUCAUUCUCCCCAACCUGCCAUUCUCCCCAACCUGCCAUUCUCCCCAACCUGCCAUUCUCCCCAACCUGCCAUUCUCUCCAACCUGCCAUUCUCCCCAACCUGCCAUUCUCCCCAACCUGCCAUUCUCCCCAACCUGCCAUUCUCCCCAACCUGCCAUUCUCCCCAACCUGCCAUUCUCCCCAACCUGCCAUUCUCCCCAACCUGCCAUUCUCCCCAACCUGCCAUUCUCCCCAACCUGCCCAUUCUCCCCUGCCGCCUUUGUUCCCCCCACUCUCCCACCUCCUCCAUCCCUCCCCGGCAGGUGCGAUUUCAUGUAUGCAAGCUUGAUUGCCAACAUCACACUUCCCCCAUACUCCCCCAUGCCCUCUUUCCCGAAACCCUCAGCGCCCCCCUCUCCACCCCCCCUCUCCACCCCCCCUCUCCACCCCCCCUCUCCACCCUCCCUCUCCACCCCCCCUCUCCACCCCCCCUCUCCACCCCCCCUCUCCAUCCCCCCUCUCCACCCCCCCUCUCCACCCCCCCUCUCCACCCCCCCUCUCCACCCCCCCUCUCCAACCCCCCUCUCCAACCCCCCUCUUCAAACCACACUCCAGGCCAACCAAGCAACCCUUUCCUUCCUCGCCUCUCUCCUGCAUGUCAACUCCUCCUGCGCCUCGCUCCCCGCCUCCUCCCGCCCCUCCCUCACCUGGACGCGCCCCUCCAACGCCCCCCCUUCUCCCCGCCGCCGCAAGCGCUUCGACAAAACAGAGGGCACGGGGCUGUUUGCCCGGGAGGAAAGGGAAACGGCCGAAAGGGAGACGGCAGAGGCUCAGACAGGAGAAGGGGGGGUGGGAGGGUCAGAAGGUGACGCGCGGACCAAUCAGGAGCAGCCACCGCAUCCGUGGGGCUGCAUACCGGAGCUGCCAGCUGUCAACUGGCCUAAGCUGAGGUGGCGGUUUGAUUGGUCCACGUUCACCAUUCAUGCCACGUCAGACAGUAAGCCGCUCGUGGUUAGAGCAUGGACUGGCCGCACAGCCAGCGAGCGCCGAGACUUCCGCUUCGUGCUGCAGCGAGGCUCCAAGGGAUGCACGGCGCCCAUGCCAACGGUGCCAGGCACGUAUGCAGGCAAGUUCGACCUGUGUGUGCAGGCCACGCCAUUCUUCCUGCACACCGUCUUGCCGCCCAAGCACCACUCUGAGGAUGGCUUGUGGCACUUCAGCUCCACCAUCAGCGGCGUUCCCAAGUUGAGCCUGCUGGAGUUUAUACCGUAA
Molecule: messenger RNA, 1608 nt
Organism: Closterium sp. NIES-65
Lineage: Eukaryota; Viridiplantae; Streptophyta; Zygnematophyceae; Desmidiales; Closteriaceae
Source: the annotation of a GenBank genome assembly